Messenger RNA from Myripristis murdjan (pinecone soldierfish), 4156 nucleotides. It is a transcript of the gene sez6l2, whose product is annotated as seizure related 6 homolog (mouse)-like 2. The transcript is spliced from 19 exons. The record is from RefSeq and is a predicted model, not a curated record. NCBI's taxonomy places the organism in Eukaryota, Metazoa, Chordata, Actinopteri, Holocentriformes, Holocentridae. Bases 192 to 2864 code for a protein of 890 amino acids.
CACCUGAAGCUUCAGCACAAAUGCCCUCACACCAUAGCCGAAUGCGUCAACCACACGGUAACCAGCCAGGGGCACCUCACCAACAACAACCCUUCUACCUUGUCGAGGCCUAAAGCAACAGGAUACGGUCAAAGACAAAGACCACAAGAGGCAACUUGGUGGACAAAGGUCAUUCAGUCUCAUCCAAAGCCAUGGGGUACUCAAGUCUUGCUGUGAUGCUGUCUGUUACCAUGAUCCACCUAGCGUCAGGAAUGAGCUUUGUGACCCCGGAGCCUGAUACUCCACCCACUUCAACCCCAGACUCUUAUCCACUGGGUGACCUGAUCCAUGCUGCCCUUCAGAGUAAGGAAUACCUGGGACAGGCUUCUGUAGGCACAGAUACAACCACCAACCCGACGCAGGCUGUGCCAGGGCUUGGGCAGACUGAGUCUGCAGCUACAGUCAUAUCACCAGGGGUGCUUACCACAGCUUUAACCUCAUCUUCUGCAGCCAGCCAGCCGGGAUCAAGAAAUGCAAUGUCCUCACCACCAGAGGAGGAGACGACUACGACUCUGAUCACCACAACAACCAUAACCACAAUGCAUGUGCCAGUUCAGUGCAAUGCCACUUUGUCAGCGAUGGAGGACGUUGUGGAGUCCCCAGACCCUGCAUCAUCAUCUGCUUUUUCCCCUCUGGAGUGCACCUACAGCAUCACUGUGUAUACAGGCUAUGGUGUGGAAAUUCAGGUGAGGAAGGUUAACCUGUCUAAGGAAGAGUCUCUGACAAUCCUGGGAUAUGGAGGUUCAGGACCAGAGCUGUUAGCCAAUGAGACCCUGAUGAGAGAGGGUCAGGUGAUCCGGAGUUCAACCAAUCAGGUGCACAUUCACUAUCGCAGUCUCCGACAGACCAAUCACGGCGUGUUCAGCCUUCACUAUCAAGCCUUUCUGCUGUCCUGCCCGUUCCCUCUGUCUCCUGAGGGGGGUGGAGUGACAGUGACAGACAUCCAUCCCGGAGGACAGGUCCACUUUCACUGCGAUCCGGGUUUCCAGGUUCGGGGCCAUGAGCUGGCCACCUGUGUCAACACGACACAGCCGCACUGGAGCACUCCUGAGCCACAGUGUGUCGCUGUGUCGUGUGGUGGGUGGAUCCGUAAUGCAACAGUGGGCCGGAUAUUAUCACCACCCCCUCCAUCUGUCAGCAACCACAGCAAUGGAAACAACCUGAGCUGCCACUGGUUAAUAGAAGCCAAGGAGGGACACAAACUCCACCUACAUUUUGAGAGGAUUGCACUGGAUGAGGACGACGACAAGUUAAUUGUGCGCAGUGGGAACAGUUCCCUGUCUCCGCCGCUCUUUGACUCAGAUCUGGAUGAUGUUCCUGAACGUGGGCUGCUGAGUGAGAGCUCCACGCUGUAUCUGGAGCUCACAGCUGACUCCUCCUCCAUCCCUCUGCUUCUGGCACUGCGCUAUGAGGCUUUUGAUGGUGAGCAUUGCUGGGAGCCCUACAUGCCCCAUGGAAACUUCAGCAGCAGUGACAUCACCUAUCAGCUGGGCACUGUCGUUACCUUCACCUGCUCUCCAGGAUUCGUCAUGGAGCAAGGUUCAGGGACUAUUGAGUGUGUCGACCCCAGCGAUCCACACUGGAACGAGAGUGAGCCUGUGUGCAGAGCUCUGUGUGGAGGGGAGCUGACCGAGCCCUCCGGCACCAUCCUGUCUCCUGAUUGGCCACAGAGCUACUCCAAGGGGCAAGACUGCGUUUGGCAGAUCCAUGGCAGCGAGGAGAAACGUAUCGAACUGGAUGUACAGAUUUUGAAUAUCCGCCACACUGAUGUGCUGACUAUUUUUGAUGGACAUGAUCUCAUGUCCCACGUGAUCGGCCAAUACCUGGGGUCCAAAGAGCGCUUCCAGGUUGUAUCUGGUGGGUCAGAGGUCACCAUUCAAUUUCAGAGUGAUCCAGAUGAUUCCAGUUUCAUCCUAAGUCAAGGAUUCCUUAUUCAUUAUCGCGAGGCUGAGCCAAAUGACACCUGCCCCACCCUCCCUCAAAUUGAGUUCGGCUGGAUCAGCUCCUCCCACUCCUCUCCUGUCAGAGGCAGCGUGUUGACCUACCAGUGCCAACCGGGAUAUGAUAUCAGCGGCUCCGACAUCAUCACAUGCCAGUGGGACCUUUCCUGGAGCAGCAGUCCACCUACUUGUGUCAAAGUCCAGCAGUGUCCCGAUCCUGGCGAGGUGGUAAAUGGAGCGCGCUCGGUGCGUCCUGAGGCUGGUUUUGCAGUCGGGACGGUGGUGCGUUUCUCUUGUAACCAGGGUUAUCAACUGGAGGGUCCCAGCCAAAUCUCCUGCCAUGGACGGGAUACUGGCACCCCUAAAUGGAGCGACCGCAGCCCAAAGUGUGUCUUAAAAUAUGACCCGUGUCCAAACCCUGGUGUUCCCGACAAUGGGUACCAAACGUUAUACAAACAUAGCUACCAGGCAGGGGAAUCGCUGCGUUUCUUCUGUUAUGAGGGCUAUGAGCUCAUUGGAGAGGUCAUUAUCAACUGCGUCCCAGGCCAUCCAUCCCAGUGGAACAGCCCACCACCAUUUUGCAAAGUGGCAUAUGAGGAGCUUUUGGAUGACCACAAAUUAGAAGUGUCCCAGUCAUUCGAGCCUUCCCAUCAGAUACUGAGCGAGAACAUUGCCUUGGCAAUAAUUCUGCCCAUCAUUCUCGUCAUUCUUUUGAUUGGAGGAAUUUACAUGUAUUACACAAACAUAUGCAGACUAGAGUGGAAGCCUCUUUUCUGGAAGUCUCUCUCUCACACACACUCCUACAGUCCCAUCACAGUUGAGUCAGAUUUCAACAACCCUCUUUAUGAGGCGGGGGACACACGGGAAUAUGAAGUAUCCAUUUAAAGAAAGUGUCUUGAGGGGAAUUCACAACCACAGAAAGAUUUGAUUCUUUUGGAAGUCAAGUUCUUUACUCUAAGAUGGCCUCACUCCCUUUUUAACAUUCUUUUCCCUUAUAUCUUUCUGUUGAACCAUCGCCAUGCGCUUGUGUUACCAAUUACAGGCUUGCUUCACACAACAUUUUCUUUGCACACUUGUGGUGGUCUCCUAAAUGUGGGCUCCUCUUCACAGUCCAGCUUUAAGUAUCACUAGGACUGGUGCCUUAUGGGUAAGAAAUGAGUAACGUGGAGGAAAUGACAGAGCUGGGGGCAUAAGAGCAGGAGGGCUGACGAGGUGAAGGGAAACGGAUUUGCUUAAUAUCUUAAAUUAUUAUGAGGCCAAAACAUUGGAGAACUUGGCAAUACUUUAUAUGUAACAAUCAAAGGUAACACUCAUAAGCAAAAAUGUUGAAUGUUUUUUUUUUUCCUUUAAAUUUGAUUGUGGCUUAUGUUCUAUUUUGAGAUGUAUUAAAGGGGAAGAAUACUUUUUUAAAAUAAUGAUAAAGAUUUUUGAGCUCAACGGUCAUUUUCUCUCUCUCUCUCUUCCUCUCUCUAUCUUUGUCUGUAUCACACAUACACAAAUUGAAUGUAAAUAUUUGACUUAAUAUUUAUUGAGGCUGAUAUAUAUAUAAAUAUAUUUACCUGUAUAUAUAUAAGCCUCAUAUAUAUACACUUAUACAUGGUGGCGGAAGGUUAUAUAUUUUCAUUAUAUAUAUAUGUAUAAUGGAAAUUCAGUGCCAAAAUAUAAUGUUAAAUAAUUUAAUGUCCCUAAGUGUUUCAUCUCUUGUUGCCAUAGUGUUUACAAAGCCAGUGUUUAAUUUUAUUCUUUGCUGUUUCUGAGUGCAUUUUCACCCAAUGUCACAGGACAUGUAAGAAAAGGUGAGGACAUGAAUGUCAUUAUGCUUAUAGCAUGCACUGAUUGUAAAUUUUAUUGCUUCUGCUAUAUCUCGCCAUUACCAUUAUAGUUAUUGACAGUUAUCAUUGUUAUCAGAUUUGAUGUUGUAUGCACUAUGUUGAUGAAAAACAAACUUGGCUGCUUGCUGUAAUGCAUUAUGUAUUUAUUUACAACGGAUUGUUUGAGCAGUGAAUUUAGUUUCAUUCACUGUGCCAAAUGAAGGAUCUUGGAAACUUGCUUUGUAGACUUAAUUCUUCUCUUAUCAUCAGUAGCAUUUCUUUGCUUCAUAUAUAUAAAUACACUCUUUUGAAGGCAGUAAUUUAUUUGCUGAACUUGAAAUAAAGUCUCUGUUGAAUGGUGUAACA